Molecule: messenger RNA, 4273 nt
Organism: Drosophila albomicans
Lineage: Eukaryota; Metazoa; Arthropoda; Insecta; Diptera; Drosophilidae
Product: protein three rows
Exons: 5
Coding region: 92-4162 (1356 amino acids)
Source: RefSeq, a predicted model, not a curated record
CAGCACAAAACAGAUCGCGUCGAUUUGAAAAGUAAUUUGGUUUAUGUGAGAGUGAAUUUGUUUUCAAUUUUAAAUAUAUUUUAAGAACUAUAUGGUCAAAAUGUCACUUGAAAAUGUGACAAAACAAUUGCGCGGCACACGAAAAGACGCUGAGAAUGCCGCAGAGGCAAUUCAACAGCAAUUUAAACUAAUUAGAAAGGGCGGGACGUCAAGCGUCGCUUCAGCAGCUCUACGAAUAUUAAGACAAUUAUGCUGUGCGCUUCAAGACAAUUACCAUAAAUAUGCGGACAUAUAUUGCAACAUUGUGGCGUGCUUGAUGCCACACGUUGAGCCCGUUGCAGCUAAACCGGAGUAUUGGGUAAAUCAUUUAACUAGCUUGCAAUACAUUCACCAUGCGCUUUGUCAGCAGCAAACAAAUGCGGAAUGCAAAAGAUUCUACAGCUUGGUCAAUGCACAGCGAGUGCAAUUGCAGCAAAAGACUGACUACAAAUUCUAUAUCAACAUCCACAUCAAGCACUUCUAUUUUUAUGGCCAACAAAUGCAGAAACCCUCAACAGCCACGAAGGAUGCUGUGGAGCAGCUUUGCUCUGCAAUGCUGGCCAUGGGAACCCUUUUUGAAACCAUGCAACAUUAUCAUGUGGGCUACAGCGAACUGAUUGGGGAACUAAAUCAGAUUCUUGGCAAAAGAAGCGGCACUUUUCUCAAAGUCCUUGGCUCGCUGCCUGUAGCUGAAUCCAACAAAAUGUUUGAGCCGCUUUUCAAGUUAAUUGCGAGUAAUGUCGGCAGCACUGAAUCACUGAGUAAACAACUGCCGGAGUAUUUGAGUGCGCUGCAGGCGCUCAUCCAGAUCGACGGUUUUGCGUGGCAGCAAAAGGCGGCUGCUUUGCAGAAACCACUUGCUGUCCGUCUGCUGCGUAGCCUGCGCUUGUUGUACAAAGAGUUGCAGCUGGAGGGGCAUGCUCUGCAACUGCUCUACUAUCACAUGAAGUUGCUGCUCAAACGAGAAACGGAUGUCGAUGCGAAGAAGACCUAUAUUGAUUUAGUCAAAAAUUGGCAGCACUUUUUAGGCACCCAAUGCGCUGCGCAGACGCAAGAGCAAUGGUUCAUUGAUCUUCUAGUGCUGUUUGUGCGGUUACAACGGCAAAUACAUCAACCAGAGGGCAGGACAAACUGCUUUGAACACUUCUGGCGUUCAUUGGAUGGCCAAAAUACGGCUGAAGCUAAUGCCGCACAUUUUGAACUACUACAAAGCUUGAUUAACAGCUCGAGAAGCAUUAGCGGCAAGAGUUCGUUGGCCGCCAGCUGCAGUAAUGACAUUAGUUGCCAGAGCAUGCGGAAGCACUGCGUCUUUAGCCUAGGCUGCUGUGCUAUUGCCGCAUACAGCACUUGGCAACCCACAGAUCAGGCCAAAUUGUCCAAGACAGCACAAAAAGGUAUUGGAAACAUUUUCAACUACGCCGUGGAUGUGCUUAAGGUUACAGCGUGCAUGAAGCCCAACAGCGUCGAACUGGUCAACUUAACGUGGCAUCUGACCAACAUAGCAGACAAGAUAACAACUGACGCACAAUUGGAGCUGAUGCAGCGUUUGUUUAAACCGCUGCAGAAACUGUUCCCGCUUCUCGAAGCGAAUGCGAUGCGGCAACUCUUGCGUCGCAUUUACAAGGGUAGCGCCAACUGCACUAAGCAGCCAAUGCUUGUGGCACAGUUACAGAGCUCCUACAUUGCGGCCAUCAACUGCCCAGCGCGUCAGUUUCAGCAGCUGUGCCUCUAUUAUCGCACCAGCCCCUUGUCCAUCAGCAUCUAUGAGCUGCAUGAGCAGAGUCCUUUGGCCAUUGAGAUGAACGCAGCAAAGAAGCGCAAGUUCUAUGAACUGGAUAUGCUGACAGUCCUCAGCAGCAGAAAGACGCCAGCAAUGCUGCAGUCGCUGUUACUUCAUCAUCACACCGACUAUCAUAUGGCUCUGCUAGGACGUCACUUGCGCACAGAUUCCAAAACACAUAAGAAGUUGGAGGUAUUGCGGAUGCGGCUCCAGAAUAAGGCACAAAGUCAGCGACUGACGCGACUAGAACAAUUGGUGCUGGGCCAUGUGAGUGUGGGCAAACUGCUGGAAAUGCUUGAGGGGCAAAAGAUCACGGUAUCCAUUAAGGAGACGGCGGAGAAAGUGCUGGAGGAGCUGCUCAACAAAAGCAAUAUGCAGAGCAUCAAUAUUAUGGCCGAGAUGCCGCUGCUGAAGCUGGCCACAGCGGCCAUAGAUGCCUUCGCAGUCUUCUUUAAUGAGGCUGACGCCGAGCCGCUGAGCAGUGAAGAGGCGCUCAUUGACUGGGAGGCGCUGAUCGAGGAUAUCCUUGUGGUCGCCAUGUCUCUCUCCACCAUGGGCUACACCCAGCAGGCGGAUGCAGCUUGGCUGCUGCUUCUACGAAUCGCACGCCUUCUCGGUGAUCGUUUCAACUAUCUGCGUGCGCUCAGCCAUUUUACCUCAAAUUAUGCACAACAUCCACUCGUUGAUCUGGCAAGUGAGGUGACACAUGCUCAACUGCUGCUGGACGAGCUCUGGCCGCAGCUGCACAUCGCUACCUACUACAAACGUGAGCACAGCAUAUUGAUGCUGUGCCUCUGCCACAUGGCGUUGUACUAUGCCCGCCUGGGCAGCAUGAGUCAUUUCCAGUUGCUGCUGUUGCAGGCUGAGCGAGUGCGCGAUCAGUUUGUGGAGCGUGUGGGCAAAUGCGACAUUAUUCAGCUGACGCUGCAAUCGGUCCGUUUUCGCAUCUGCUAUCAGCAGCGUCACUGCAGCUUGGUCGCCAAGAUGCCCACGGCACUGCAGCAGCUGGACACCCUGGCGGAUAGUGUGCGCAAUUUUACCAGCAUUUCAUCCGUGGAUCACGGUGCACUUGUGCUGCUGCUGGGCGAUCUGGUGCGCGACUCCACGGAGUGCACAGCGAAUCGUCUGAGUGAGCUGCCCAAUUUCGGCAGCAGUCUGCUGCAGGUGCUGCUCCAAGGUGGCAUGGUGCUGCGUGUCGUCGAGGUGCUCAUCUCGUGGAUGUGGACCAAUGUGCGCAUGGAGUGCCUGGAGAAGGCGCUCUCCAAGCUGCGGCUCAUCGAGCAUUUUCUCUGCAUACAACCGUCCGAAUCGCGUCCGUCACAAAAGAAAGCUAGAGACUUGGUUGAUGCGCCGCUGGAUGGCAAGUCGAAGCCCAUGGAGGAGCUGAUGAGUCAAUUGCAAUUGGAGCAGUUUGUGGAACCCAUACGCAAGCAGCUGCCACAGUCCGCCACAGGGUUUGCGCCUCGACUUGAUAUGCAAGCUGCAGUCGACAGCCGUUUGACCUUGCAACGCUACAUGGAACAUGCGCUGCCUGCUCCGCUUAAGAGCCUCAAGCUGCAGUGCGUCUAUUUUACCGUGGGAUGCUUGCAUGCACAUCUCUACUUCCUCAAUCGGGAGCAUGACCAGCUGGACACUUUCUAUGCCAUGGCCAAUGAUUGGUUGCUGGGCGAUAAACAGCGCGGCGCUGCCUUGGGUCCCAUGCUGUUUGUGCUGCAAAUCUAUCAGGCCAACUAUUUGCGUGAUAAGCAGAAGUAUCGCGGUGCCAUUGACAUCACGGAGCCUGCACUGCAGCUGGCCAAUAGCGAGCCGGCGCAGCAUCGCAUCGAUGUCAACUAUCGCAGCAAUCUGCUGUUGCAGCUGCGCACAGCACAGUUGCAGUUGCAUCCGACACCAAAGCUACCAAGGCCAAAGCAGCGGGCACUCGAUUUCAACAUUUCGCCAGAGAAGAAGGUCAAAGCAAGUGCUUCCAGCAAGAAGCCGCUGAAAAUUGUGAUAUACACAGAUGAUGUGAGCCCAUUGAGCGACGCCACAAACAGCGUGGAGAGCAGCAGCAGCCCGGAGUGCUUAGAUCUCAAUGCCUGUCAGCUGAUCGAAACCAUUGACCUAAGCGACGACGAGCCAACAGUUAGCCUGAAGCCCGCGACAACAACUCGACGCAAUGCGUCCGCUUCAAAGAAACUCGAAGUGCCCAUCCGCAGCAGCAGCAAGCAACGCCAUGACUUGCCCGAGGUGACACCCAAGACGACAACGAUUCGGACCAGAGGACGCGCCAAGCGAGAGGAGAUUGUCGAGCCAGUGAUAGUGCCCACCACGGUGAGCAGUCGACGGCGCCAAAGGAACUGAUUUUUAAACUAAUUUUAAUAUAUGUUUUAGCACAAUUAAUUAUUACGCAUUGAUAUUUAUAUUGAAUUUUCUACAAAAAGUAAAAUAAACGUUGCAACCUCUUAAGCAAUG